ACGGCCGGUGCGAUAUCUUCCCCGACCAGCAAAUAGUGCCCACGCCCGAACGGCACUGCGGUCCAAAAUGAGCAGGGCACUUCUUCGCUCCGUGCUGGAGCUUCGAGCCCCAAUUGCGCGCCUCCCCCCGAGUUUCCUGCUGCCAAUUCGUGCCCGCGCAUUCAACACCACCACGCCCAUAGUCGAGCCCAUCCCGGAGCGUCACAUCAAGAAUGGUGCCAAUCCCUCGGACACACAGCCCCGGCCGCUAGCCUUCAAGAAGAGCCACCCCGUGCCGCCGCCGCAGCCCAUCUCCGACUCCGUCAAGAACCUCCUGCCCUUCCUCGCCGCGCAACCGGGUCACUACAUCACCGUCCACAUCCACGGCUUCCCCUACCUCGUCCGUGAGGGUGACCAGGUCCGCCUACCGUUCCGCCUCCCUGGCGUGCAGCCCGGCGAUGUCCUGCGGCUAAACCGUGCGAGCAUCCUCGGUAGCCGAGACUACACCAUGAAGGGUGCGCCUCACAUCGACGAGCGUGUGUUUGAGUGCCGGGCUACUAUUCUGGGCACGGAGUCGGAGCCCCUACGCAUCAAGAUCAAGAAGAAGCGGAGGCAAAGAAGAUCGAGACAGGCGAAGAGCAAGCACCGAUAUACCAUCCUGAGGAUUUCGGAACUGAACAUCAACAACGUGGAGGACAUUGAGGCAUCGUCCGAGUAAGGCUGGACGGACCAAAAACAUGAUCCGAUGGGAGAAAUUCAAGAACGGGGUGUGGAUGAACGUGUACAAAACAGUCAAACUAGACCUGUACCACCUACCAGCUUGCAGCUGGCUGUACAAUAAUAAAGCACUUUUUGCAAGCCAAUGGAUCCCAU
Messenger RNA from Ilyonectria robusta, 852 nucleotides. Its product is annotated as putative aconitate hydratase. The transcript has a single exon. Lineage: Eukaryota; Fungi; Ascomycota; Sordariomycetes; Hypocreales; Nectriaceae. Bases 68 to 697 code for a protein of 209 amino acids. Gene Ontology annotation, cellular component: ribosome; mitochondrial large ribosomal subunit. The record is from RefSeq and is a predicted model, not a curated record. Gene Ontology annotation, molecular function: structural constituent of ribosome.